AUGACCAAACAAUCCGGAGAGCCUUAUGUUUCACUUGAGAUCGAAAGUGAACGUGGAGAAGUUUCUCAAACAUGUGAACUACCUGUUGAGGGAGACCCUACGGUUGUUGGUCCUGUUACUCCUGUUUCCGGCACCGACGCAAAAAACAAAUGUAUGGCCUGGUGUAAUCUAGCUGGUGGGUAUGGGGUCCGUCCCCAUACCCGUCUCGGAUCGUCGCCGGCAGCAAAGCAUCCCGCCCCCUCCCGUCACCGUCUUCCACGUCGAGCUUUGGACGUUCAAGACGGUCCAAUCUGGUGGGCCCCCUUUGUUUUUGAUGGUUUCGAUCUUUCUCCUUCAGAUUGCAAUCCGAUCCGGAUUCGUGCGUCCAAUACAAUCGAUGAUCAUCAAGAUAAUCAGCAGCCCGAUUUAGAAGAUCAGUUUGACGACUACAAUGAUGCAGAGCACGACAUGUUAUUUGGGCAGUUUGCAGAUAAUGUUGAUUCGGCUUUGGUUCAACCGCCUGCUUCCGAAAGGGCGGUUGAUGAUCUUUUGAUCAUGAAGAUAACAAUGCGCAUUGUGCUGUCUGGAAGGAUGAAAUUGGUGUAG
Helianthus annuus (common sunflower) is the source of this 585-nucleotide messenger RNA. RefSeq lists its product as uncharacterized. The record is from RefSeq and is a predicted model, not a curated record. Bases 1 to 585 code for a protein of 194 amino acids. Lineage: Eukaryota; Viridiplantae; Streptophyta; Magnoliopsida; Asterales; Asteraceae. The transcript has 3 exons.